AUGUUUGGUGGGCAGGACCCUUUCAUGAACAUGUUCGGAAAUAUGCGUCGUCAGAUGGAUAUGAUGGAUCGUAUGAUGGACUCGAUGAUGACUGACCCCUUUGCCAUGAUGAACCACCGGCCCUUUGGGAUGCUGGAAGACCCCCGUCGGCAGCAGCACCACCAUCAGCACCGACAGAUGGUACAUCCUGCCGAUCCUUUUGCCGGUUUCGGCUUUGGAGGAAUCUUCGGUGCCAUGAACCAAAUCCAUGGUCAAGCAAUGGCCGACCCGAACUCGCACAUGUACAGCCACACCAGCGUGAUGUCGUUCGGCCCCGACGGACAGCCCCAUAUCGUCGAACACACGACCAAGAAGGCCGGUGAUGUCAAGGAAACCAGAAGGCGUGUACGCGAUGGACAACGUGACGAGAUGUCGAUUGGCCAUCACAUUGGUGACAGGACACACGUGAUUGAGAAAAAGCGCGAUAAGGAUGGAAAUGUGCGUUCUCAGCAACAAUUCGUCAACUUGGAUGAAGACGAAGCGAUGGAUUUCGACCGCGAGUUCCAGCAACAGAUCCGUCGCAAUUUCAAUUAUGGUCGCAAUGGUGCUUCAAACAGCAGCGCGAUUGAGAACGGUUCAAGCGCUCGGCCCUCGCAUUCCCGUGCUGACCGAGGCCCACGCGAAUCCCGUCAUGCACCCAUCAUCACACUCCCCGAGGAAGAAGAUGAUGACGUGAUUGAAAUUCCGAUUACCCGCCGUACUGGUGGACCGAUCAUCCGGGAAAUCAGUGAGGAAGAAGCCGAAUCCAGCAUCCCAAAGAGGCGCAAGAACAAUACUGGCCGGUUUGUACUUCUUCAUUAUGGGUCACCCUCUCUAGGUUUCAUCCCGGCAACAAUUAAAUUCUCUCGGCAACUCGUCAUCCCGCUGCGC
Molecule: messenger RNA, 909 nt
Organism: Mesorhabditis spiculigera
Lineage: Eukaryota; Metazoa; Nematoda; Chromadorea; Rhabditida; Rhabditidae
Source: the annotation of a GenBank genome assembly